Molecule: messenger RNA, 651 nt
Organism: Racocetra fulgida
Lineage: Eukaryota; Fungi; Glomeromycota; Glomeromycetes; Diversisporales; Gigasporaceae
Source: the annotation of a GenBank genome assembly
AUGAAAAGCAUUUUAUUAAAUAUAUCCUUAAAACGAAUUAAUCACGACAAGUAUGAAUUAAAAAUUAAUAAUAAAAAAGAAGAUUGUGAUGAAUUAAGAUUUGACCAAAUUUCUACAUUAUGUCGUAAUUGGACUAUUAUCGAAAUAAUUUGGAAAAAUUCAAAUAAUUAUUUUCAAAAAUUUAACUAUAUUUAUUUAAAAAUAUUGAUUCCUAAAAUGAUUUAUGAAAAUUAUUUAAAAACUUUUAUAUAUUAUUAUUUUCAUCCAAGUGAUUUUAUUGAAAAUUUAAAUUCUGAUCAAUUUUGUCUAAUAGAAGAAGAUUUUAGUUUAACUUAUGCUCUUCAUAUAAAUAGAGAAAAGAAUGAGAAUACGAAUUUUCGUAGACCAAUCAUGUAUCCUGAUAAUGAUGGACACAUUACCGAAUAUACACAAAUCAAGUUAAGCAGUAAACAAAAUGCUCUUCUUGAUAGAAAAUACUGGGAAUUUUUGAAGCAGCAUAAAUUUAUUCUUGAUAAAGAAAACAAUAUUAUCGAAGAAAUUAGCAAAGAAUAUUUACUCGAAUUACUUUAUCCAGAAGCUAAAUUAGCUAAUAUUAGAUUUAAGAAUGGUUACCCAUUCGAUUUACGUGAAUGUAAUAUCAAGAUUGUUUAA